AUGCCGUCGACGGACAUUGCCUCGUUCGCCGAGAAGCAGCUGAAGCUGCUCGACACGGAACUCCAAGCAGAACUCGAAGAGACUGCGCUUUUGACUUCGACGCAUGCGCCUGUAAAGCUCGAGCGCGCGGGUCUGGCUGUGCUCAACCUGAUAGUAUCAUCUCAGCGGACAGGCUUCGGGGGAAAGACGCUUCUCGAGCUCGAGCUAGACUCUGCUGUAGCCUCAGACGCAGGCGAACUCCCCGAGCAUGGCCUCCGCGUAGGUGACAUCUGCGCGGUCGCCGAGCAGCCCAAGGGCGCAGAGAGGAAGAAAGAGCGCGAAGGCAUGGAAAAGAGAGGUGCCGAGGGRGUCGUCACGCGUGUCAGCAAGGCCGCGAUAACCGUAGCAUUGGACAAGGAAGAUGUAGAUGUCCCCAACGGCAAGCUGUGGCUCGUGAAGCUCGCCAGCGAGGUAACGUACAAACGCUUGAACCAAACCAUGGGACGACUCCAGAAAUUGCAGCCCUCGGAGCACAGCACGCUCACACAAGUUCUCUUUGGUCAAUCAUCACCCACCCCUAUUUCCGAUUCUGAUCUGAAAGCGGAUCUUGCGUGGUGUGAUCCGACAUUGAACGACAGCCAGAAGGAUGCAAUUCAAUUUGCACUUGCCAGUCGUGAGGUAGCUCUACUACACGGCCCUCCUGGGACCGGUAAGACGCAUACUCUGAUUGAGCUCAUUCUGCAGAUGUUGAAGCUCAAACUGCGAUUGCUUGUUUGUGGUCCAAGCAACAUUAGUGUAGACAACAUUGUAGAGCGUCUUGCGCCUCACAAGGUCAACAUGGUUCGUCUGGGACAUCCUGCCCGACUCCUUCCUAGCGUGCUCAGCCACAGUAUGGAGGUUCUGUGUCGAACCAGCGACGCUGCUUCCAUCGUGACAGACGUACGCAACGAGAUGGACGCCAAACAAGCAUCAAUCCGCAAAACAAGGAAUGGACGUGAGCGAAGAGUCAUCUACGGUGAGCUGAAAGACCUUCGCAAAGAGUACCGACAGCGCGAAGGUCGUGUUGUAGGCGAUCUGCUCCGUGGGAGCGAGGUUGUUCUGGCAACUCUGCAUGGUUCCGGAGGAUAUCAAACGAAGAAUCAAGAGUUUGACGUGGUCAUAGUGGACGAAGCCAGUCAAGCGCUCGAAGCACAAUGCUGGAUUCCUGUAUUGAGCAGCGGUGCCUCCAAGCUCGUACUCGCUGGCGAUCAUCUGCAGCUACCGCCCACCAUCAAGUCUCUCAACAGCAAGACCGCAAAAAAGGCUCCUACGAAAGUCGAUCUGCCCAAGGACGGCGUCGCGUCGUUGAGUCUUGAUGAUAAGAAGAUGCCAAAAGAGGCUGCGCUCUCGCUCGAGACGACUCUGUUUGAUCGUCUGCUGUCUCUCCAUGGGGACAAGCUCAAACGAAUGCUAACAACCCAGUAUCGCAUGCACGAAACGAUCAUGCAAUUUCCAUCUCAAGCAUUGUACGACGAUAAGCUGGUAGCAGCAGAUGCAGUCAAAUUGAGACUGCUGAAGGAUCUGCCUUACCCUGUCMAAGACACGGAUGACACGAGGGAACCACUCGUCUUCUGGGACACUCAAGGGGGUGACUUUGGCGAGAAACUGGAAGAAGAUGAUGGCUCUGUCAAAGGAAAGUCGAGUCUUCUUGCCGAAAGCAAGGUCAACGAACUCGAGGCUUUGAUUGUACGGGAGCAUGUAGGGAGCCUGAUUGAUGCGGGAGUCAAGGCUGAGGAUAUUGCCAUUAUUACACCAUACAAUGGCCAAGUCGCUCUGCUAUCGCAGAUGCUGAAGGAGCGGUUUCCCGGAAUCGAACUAGGGAGCGUGGAUGGCUUCCAAGGCCGUGAAAAGGAGGCCGUGGUUGUCAGUCUGGUCCGCAGCAACCCGGAGCGGGAGGUUGGCUUCUUGGGAGAGAAGAGAAGAUUGAAUGUGGCAAUGACCCGCCCAAAGCGGCAUCUCUGUGUCAUUGCUGAUUCAGAGACCAUCAGCAAAGGCUCCACAUUCCUCAAGCAGUGGAUGACAUUUCUGGAAGAGAACGCYGACCUUCGAUACCCUAAUCUAGCCGAACUUUCGCAUGGAGACUGA
Molecule: messenger RNA, 2103 nt
Organism: Ramularia collo-cygni
Lineage: Eukaryota; Fungi; Ascomycota; Dothideomycetes; Mycosphaerellales; Mycosphaerellaceae
Product: related to HCS1-DNA helicase A
Exons: 6
Coding region: 1-2103 (700 amino acids)
Molecular function (GO): RNA binding; 5'-3' DNA helicase activity; ATP hydrolysis activity
Source: RefSeq, a predicted model, not a curated record